GGUGUGCUAACGUCAGAGGCUACGUUCACUGAAGGGGUACUUUUUUUUUUAAAAUCGUCUUUUAUACCGGAAGUGAGAGAGUGUCAUGUAAUUUCCUGAGCCGGGAUCCCAGAGGUGCUGUUCAUCUACUUAUCCGACAUUCCGGAGCCUGCACCCGAGUGUUCCUUCAUCAGAACCAACAUGUCUGUGGCCGGUCUGAAGAAGCAGUUCUACAAGGCCAGUCAGCUUGUGAGUGAAAAGGUUGGAGGAGCAGAAGGGACAAAAUUAGACGAUGAUUUUAAAGAUAUGGAAAAGAAAGUGGAUGUUACAAGUAAAACUGUGGCUGAUGUACUAGCUAAAACCAUUGAGUACCUGCAGCCAAAUCCAGCCUCUCGUGCCAAGCUGUCUAUGCUGAACACUGUAUCAAAGAUUCGUGGGCAGGUAAAGAAUCCAGGAUACCCCCAGCCUGAAGGUCUUUUGGGAGAGAGUAUGAUACGUUAUGGAAAGGAACUUGGGGAUGACUCAAACUUUGGUGAUGCAUUGCUGGAUGCUGGGGAGUCCAUGAAGAGAUUAGCAGAAGUAAAAGAUUCUCUGGACAUAGAAGUAAAACAAAAUUUUUUGGAUCCUCUACAGAAUCUGUGUGACAAGGACCUCAAAGAAAUACAGCACCACCUGAAGAAACUAGAGGGUCGCAGGCUGGAUUAUGACUAUAAAAAAAAGCGCCAGGGAAAGAUUCCAGAUGAGGAAAUAAGACAAGCCUUGGAAAAGUUCAUUGAGUCUAAAGAAGUGGCAGAGACGAGUAUGGUUAAUCUUCUGGAUACUGAUGUGGAGCAAGUCAGUCAGCUCUCAGCUCUGGUUGAGGCACAACUGGAUUAUCACAGACAAGCUGUGCAGAUUCUUGAUGAAUUAUCAGACAAGUUAAAGGAUCGAGUAUGCGAAUCCUCUUCUCGUCCCAAAAGAGAUUAUAAACCUAAACCACAAGAAGCAUAUGACUAUGGUGACAGUGAACAGUCUAAUGGAGGCAUCCCCUGCAACCCACCAACAAACAAGACACCAGUUUCAUCCUCUUUCCGAUCAGAAAAGCCUGCCAGAACAGCCAGCAAUCACAACGCCACUCCUCCAGAUCAACCAUGCUGUAAAGCAGUCUUUGAUUUUGAACCAGAGAAUGAUGGAGAACUUGGCUUCCGUGAAGGUGAUGUUAUCACUCUGACCAACCAGAUCGAUGAGAACUGGUAUGAAGGAAUGAUCAAUGGCCAAUCAGGGUUUUUCCCCCUUAAUUAUGUGGAGGUUCUGGUUCCAUUACCUCAGUGAGGACUUACUUAUUUCCUUGGUAGAGGAACUUGUUAUCCAACCUUUAUCACUUAACAUUAAGAACCCUGGAGCUCUGUUUACUUCUCUCAUCUCGGUUGUGAACUCCAUCUAUGUCCUGAAGAGAAGGAGUCACUGUGUGGUACAUUCACUUCAGAACACCAGCUAUAAACUUGACUCCGUCCAUCCUUUUUCUUUUAAAACUCUACCAUCGGAAUUGUUCCCUGAGAUUCAUGACAUGUUAACUAACUCACAGAACACUAAGACAUUAAUGAUAGUAAAUUGUCUCCAGAAUAUUAACCUUAUAGAACUUUUACCAUAAUUUUGCCUCUGAUAUAGAGGCAGAUAUAACCUUUACAGCUACAGUAUGUGAAUAAACGUUCAUUUUGUAUUCUUUUAUAUUUCUUUUUUAAUUCCGUUUCUGAAGAGGAUCUGUCCAGUCUAUAUAAAUCUAAGCAUAUGUAUACUUUAUGUAAAUGUUAUAGUGUUAUUUUUGUAUACGUAAAUUUGACAUAUAACUUGCCAAGCUGCAUAUACUUAAGCUUGAUAGCCUCCAGCACGGAGUUACAGUCUUGUCAUUGUACCAACAUAUAUUUUCAUGGUUACUCCAAACAAGGGCUAAUUGUCAUGAUUUUUUUUUCCGUUUAAUUGUACAGCAAUAAAUAUUCCAUGAAAUAUCACGUGAUCUUAAGCAAGUCUCUUGCACUUUAAAAUAUAUUUGCAUUCCAGUGUUUGUCCUCAAAUGAAACAAUGGAAUGCAACCUUUUCAGGAUGUCCUUAUGUGCAUAGAUCAAUGUAUUUUAAGAUUGUGACACAUCUUUUAAAAUAAAGGCCAUGACUGAAAA
Pseudophryne corroboree (corroboree frog) is the source of this 2132-nucleotide messenger RNA. It is a transcript of the gene SH3GL1, whose product is annotated as SH3 domain containing GRB2 like 1, endophilin A2. Lineage: Eukaryota; Metazoa; Chordata; Amphibia; Anura; Myobatrachidae. Gene Ontology annotation, cellular component: glutamatergic synapse; cytoplasm; presynapse. Gene Ontology annotation, molecular function: protein binding. Gene Ontology annotation, biological process: synaptic vesicle uncoating. The coding region runs from base 181 to 1290 and encodes 369 amino acids. The transcript has 9 exons. The record is from RefSeq and is a predicted model, not a curated record.